CCUGAACUCAUCCACUUAGCUUUUCGGAUUGCUGGCGCCGUGACAGCGGUCCGCACCGAGCCACCCUCCGCCGUGCAUGGCAUGUCAGAGCUGAGCUCGCAAGUGGCGGAUGGGCUGGGUGAUGGGAGGCAUCUGGAAGAAGAUGUGGCACUCGACCUCGAGGGUUUGGAAGGUUUGGAGGGUCGCUCGGGCGCUCGCAGCUCGUAUAGCUCGGGCACACAGAGCUCAAGCGGACACGAAGCGCGUGAAGCGGCUGCGGUGGCCGCCAGGAUGAAAAGGGCUCUCCCAGUGGUGGCCAACUUGGUCUCCAGCAUGAAAGUCACAAGCCCAGAAGUCCUACGUGCCACGCCAGCCUACCGGCCCUUUCAGAGGUGUGGCCAGGCCUUUGAUCCGGGCCUCGAGAAGGAACUCUCGAAGAGGAGCUAUAAAGUGGAACGGAUCACGACCUUUUGGUCGCACAGUUGGCAUGGACCGCGUUGGCCCAAGGCCUUGACACUGAUGGUGAUCUACAAUGGUCGAAUCGCUGUGUGCCUGGGGACCUUGGCGGCGUUUCUGAUGAUGAUCCUGUUCAGCUUCCAACUUCUUCCAGGCUUUAGCCGUCUGACAUGGGAUGACGAGCAUCUCUUCUCGUAUUGGUGCACCAUGACGGGCUCCAUCGUUAGCUUUUUGACCUUCAUCUUCUGGCGGCCUCACCAGCUGGUCUUCUUCGACCGCAUGUGCAUCCCGGAGAAUGACAGCCAACUGAAGGCGGAGGCCAUCUACAGCCUGGCCGGCAUUUUGAACAAUUCCUCCUCGAUGUUGGUUCUGUGGGAUGCCAGUUGGAGCGAACGCUUGUGGUGCUUGUUCGAGUUAGCCGCGUUCUUGAAGAGCCAAAAGGGAGGGGGGCAGUGCCUGGAGAUCCGGCCGAGCAUUCUGGGGCCCAGUUUGCUCUUCGUGUUUUUGACCGUCUCCGUGGCCUCCGCUGCACUGGCCAUCACCCCGGUGUCCUCUUCCAGCACUUUGAGCCUAUGGAUCCCGAUCACCUCCGCGCUCCUCACGGCCUCCGCCGUCGGCGCGAUGGCCAUGAGCGCGCUGCGCAGCUACUUCCGCUCGGUUGAGGCCUUGGAGGAGAAGCUCAAGUUGGUCGCCUUGGACGGCACUCACUGCACCUGCUGUGAGAAGCAUCGACCGCCUUGGCCAACCGAUGCGAUCGGGAUAGGCCGAGUCGGCGCUGGACAGCUGGUGAAGGAAUGCCUGAAGAUUUGGUUUGGCAGUGAAGAGGACUUCGAGAACUAUGUGCGCUCGGAGGUGUGGCAAGCCAUGAGCUCAGACCUUCAGGAGCAGGUCUUUUCGCUGAAGAUGUGCCGCGCUUUUGCACGCCCUUGUUGUGGGCCUUCAUGGACCUGGCGGCCUCCUAUUUCACACGUCCCUAUCCUCUCAAGUGGAUUGCUUGGGGGAACCUGGUGGAUGGGCUGGUGAUUCUACUGAUUUUGUGCCCCUUCGCUUUCCACAGUUUUCUCUUCCUGGCACGUCGCUUCCGCCAAAGAGGCGCCACCUUUGCCGGAGAGGUCCUGCGCAACCUUUUCGUCGUGCUUUGCGCGGUGUUGAGCGUGGCAUGUUAUGCCGGAUUCUAUGUCAGUAGCUGGGUGCUCUUCAAUCGGAGCGCGUUUCCGGCGAUGUGGCGGAGUGGGUGGGUUUGCCUCGCAGCAGCUAUGUUGCUACUCCGAUGCUGAUAGCUUGGUUCAUCCGUCAAGUGCACCACUGGGCGAAUGGGCGGUCGCAGCACCUCGAUCAAGGCGCCGCAGCGUUUGCCUGAGAAGAAGGCAUGAAAUUUGGGAUCCUGUGGAAUAUCUAAAUUGUCUUCCGGUUCCACUUAAGUGAAUUGUCAAAAUUCGGCGCUGACGAGUGGUUUCUGCGGAAUCCGGUGAUGGCCACCCGACCAAGAUUCGGCACCAGUAUGCUCAAAGAUGCUCUCUUCGUCAAGAAAAGGGACCCUUUUCCUGAGAAGAUUUGCAAUCUUUUGGGGAAGAGAUGAGAAGAUGAGUGCCUGGUGGUCCACGUCCGAAAAAGGGCGCUUUGGGAACGCGGUCGGCAGGUGCUCCGAGCAAGUCAUGUGCUGAAGCCGGUGGAUGAGAUGAGGGAAGGCCGACAUCAGCUGCCUAGUGAGGUGUGGAUGAUUUAACGCCCGCAUUGACAGACGCACUAUGUGCAUAUACAUAUGUGACCAUAUGUGUGUACAUAAUUCCUCACAGUGCCUGAUCAUGAUUCUCGGAAUAUUUUUCAGAAAGAGCCCGAGUUUGACCAAGUCUCUUUGCAUCUCUUCGUCAGAGUUGGC
Molecule: messenger RNA, 2314 nt
Organism: Durusdinium trenchii
Lineage: Eukaryota; Dinophyceae; Suessiales; Symbiodiniaceae
Source: the annotation of a GenBank genome assembly